AUGGCAAUGUUCCCCUUAAGAAAUAAACCAUAUCCUUUGUACGUUGGCACUGCUGUGCUUUUGCUAGUGCUCUUGACCACACUCUCACGGCAUCAGAAAGUUCCAUUCCCUAGAGUUCCGGAUGUUCCAGCACAUAUACCCUUCACUAAAAGUCCUACGUGGAAUCCAGAUACCAAUGUAACUGCAUAUUCCACAUCAGGGAUGGUAGCUUCAGAUUCGGAGUAUUGCUCGCAAAUGGGAGUCGAUAUUCUGAAACUAGGUGGGAACGCCGCUGAUGCAGCAGUGACAACCUGUUUGUGCAUAGGCGCCACAGAUACGAUGUUUUCAAGUGGUAUUGGUGGAGGUGCCUUUAUUACAGCCAAAAAUUCAACAGGUGCUAUAAGUAUCGAUGCUAGAGAAAUGGCACCGGCAGGUGCAUAUUCGGAUAUGUUCAAAGGCCGUGAACACAAGAGCAUGUAUGGAGGCUUAGCGUCUGGUAUUCCUGGUGAACUAAUGGGAUUAUGGACCUUGUAUGAGUCACAUGGAUCGAAGAACGUCACAUGGCAACAGUUGUUAGAGCCUGUUGCAGAGUUUGUUGAGAGGGGUUGGCGUAUAGAUAAGAGGCUGGCAUAUGCAUUACAAAUUCAAAAAUCUGCAUUUGCGUAUUUUCGAAAAGAUUGGGACUUUGUCUUCAAAUCGGGGACAAACAAGUUGCUGGAGGAGGGAGACCUUAUGAAAAGAAAGGCAUUGGCGAAAACGUUAAGGUAUGUUGGGAAGAAAGGUGGUUUCGCUUUCUAUGAUGCAGAAGACUAUAUUGCACGUUCUUUAGCUGCAAAAAACCAAGAAUGGGAAGGGGUAAUUACCCCUGAUGAUUUUGGUAAAUAUAAGGUGGUUAUUCAGGAUGCUUCAAAACUAGAAAAUUUUACAGCAAAAAAUUUAACCGUAUACACAGCCAAUGGUGCUUCCAGUGGUCCUGCACUGAUCUACGGGUUAUCAAUCCUGAAUGAGUUUGAAAAUCCUGAUUUUCAUGAUUACGAUGUGGAGGAAACGCAUAAACUAAUUGAGGUGAUGAAAUGGAUGGCUUCAGCACGUUCGUACUUAGGAGACAUUGGCGUUUACAAUACUAACAAAACACAAAUGAGAGAUCAUGAGAAGAGAUACGCCAAAUUCAGAGAUCCAAAUCAUAUCAAAGAAGUGAAGGGCAGAAUCACUCAAAAAACACAUCCAUGGCAAGAGUAUGACCCAGCUUACGAACCGAAUGAUCCUAAUGGGACCUCUUCCUUAAGUGUGGUUGACUCACAAGGCAAUGCGGUAUCGAUUACAACAACCAUCAACUUACUAUUUGGUUCGUGUGUUCACGAUCCAGUAACAGGGGUCAUUUUCAAUGACGAAAUGGACGACUUUUCACUCCCGCAUACGAAAAAUGCCUUUGAUUUAGAACCAAGUGUUUUCAACUACAUCGAACCAUAUAAGCGUCCACUGUCUUCAUCUGCACAAUCCAUAAUCACAGACUCAGAAGGUAAUGUUGAAUUGGUCAUUGGUGCGGCUGGUGGCUCGAGAAUCACAAAUGCGGUGUUCCAGGGUAUCAUUAGGACAUUCUUACAGGAGAAAAACAUUACAGAUACAAUUGCAAAUCCAAGGUUUCAUCAUCAGCUCAUACCUGAUGUUGUGACCAUGGAAUCUCCACAGUCCGAUGACUUCAUAUCAUCACUGGAAAAUAAAGGGCACAAUGUUCGGUUGGAUAUACCCAGGUCUGCGAUGAAUGGUAUCAGGGUCCGAAACGGAGAAAUGUGGGGCCAAGGAGACUGGUGGAGAAAGUUUGGUGUAGCUGUAGGUGUAUAA
Molecule: messenger RNA, 1821 nt
Organism: Pichia kudriavzevii
Lineage: Eukaryota; Fungi; Ascomycota; Pichiomycetes; Pichiales; Pichiaceae
Exons: 1
Coding region: 1-1821 (606 amino acids)
Biological process (GO): glutathione catabolic process
Cellular component (GO): plasma membrane; fungal-type vacuole
Molecular function (GO): glutathione gamma-glutamate hydrolase
Source: RefSeq, a predicted model, not a curated record